This is a messenger RNA of Ceratosolen solmsi marchali, 2728 nucleotides long. It is a transcript of the gene Oatp58Dc, whose product is annotated as Organic anion transporting polypeptide 58Dc. Gene Ontology annotation, biological process: transmembrane transport; sodium-independent organic anion transport. NCBI's taxonomy places the organism in Eukaryota, Metazoa, Arthropoda, Insecta, Hymenoptera, Agaonidae. The transcript is spliced from 8 exons. The record is from RefSeq and is a predicted model, not a curated record. Gene Ontology annotation, molecular function: protein binding. Gene Ontology annotation, cellular component: basolateral plasma membrane. Bases 139 to 2346 code for a protein of 735 amino acids.
CUACACCCAGACACCGUUUUCGGCUCGCGAUUUCCCGAUGGCGCGGCCGAGGACGUCCCUCAGGAGUGUCGUGGCUUAGUCGCGCGGGAACUCGGGACGCGCCACUGACUUUUCUUCCUUCACAUUAACGCGGCUGCCAUGAGGAAUACGAAGGAUGAGAGGACGACGAGCAGGGCGAAUCAUGAGAGGAACGGCCCGGAGAAUAAGAAGCUACUUGAGACGCCGACGGGCCCGAGGACGACCUCGGGGGUGACCUUGAAUCCAGCGUCGGCGGCGCGCGCCCUCGACGAUGUCUUCCGCCAGCUGCCCAUAACCGAGGAGACGUCGUGCGGUAUCUGGUGCUUUCGCGGUCCGAAUCUCCAGAGGUUUGCUAACAAGAAGGCCUACGUAUUCCUUUACGGGGUCCUCGGUUGCAUAUUCUCGGCGAGCUAUGCCUACUUCAACGGCACCAUUACCACCAUCGAGAAGAGAUUCAAGAUUCCCUCGAAAACGACAGGGGUCAUAACGGUAGGCAACGACAUAUCCCAGCUACUAGUGUCAGUGGUACUCUCGUAUUACGCAGGCAAAGGCCACAGGCCAAGAUGGAUCGCAGUCGGCAUUUAUACGGUUGUGCUUUUCUGCUGUCUGACGAUGCUCCCGCACUUCCUCUACGGCCCCGGAGAGGACGCGCUCAUCCUGACCAAGGAAUACGGGGCGAAGUUACAGACGGCAGCGGGCAACACCAGCUCGAAUGCGGUAUUCGAGAAGCAGCGGAAGUUCCUCUGCCUGAAUCGUACGAAUCACGAGCACUGCGAGGAGGCCGACGGCAACUUCGCGCCCCAGGCCCUCCUCUUCGUCGCCCAGCUUGUCUCCGGUAUCGGUGGCUCUCUCUAUUACACCCUCGGCGUCUCCUACAUGGACGACAACAUUCAAAAAUCCAAGACCCCGGCGCUUAUUAGUUUCUCGUACUUCUUGCGGAUGCUGGGACCGGCGAUCGGUUACGGGCUUGCCUCCUUCGCCCUCAAGUUCUACAUCAGUCCGAGUCUCACGCCCACGAUUACGAUGCAAGACCCGAGGUGGCUCGGCGCUUGGUGGCUCGGGUGGAUAAUCCUGGCCAUACUCCUCUUCGUAUUCGCGAGUAUACUCGCCCUCUUCCCGAAGACGCUGCCGCGCGCAGCCGCCCGCAAGGUCUUGGCCCUCGAGCGCAAUAAGUCAGCAACGAAUAUAAAGGACGCGCCCCAGGAGCCCGAACUGCCGGCUUCCCUCAAAGACAUGAUGAGCACCUUCAAGCGGCUACUGACCAACACGACCCUCAUGUGCAACAACCUCGCCGCGGUAUUCUACUUCAUGGGCUACAUGCCCUACUGGAUCUUCAUGCCUAAGUAUAUCGAGACGCAGUACAAGCAGUCGGCCUCGGUCUCCUCCCUCAUCACCGGCACCGUCGGCCUCGUCUUCAGCGCCUUCGGCAUCCUCCUCUCCGGCCUCGUCAUUUCCAAGUACAAGCCCAAGGCGCGCUACCUCGCCGCUUGGAACGUCAUGGUCGGCGCUGUCUCGCUCCUCGGCAUGAUAUCCUACGCGUUCCUCGGCUGCCCGGCCAAUGACAAUCAAAUCGCCGUCACCAGUGACGGCUCCCUCGAGACUCUGCUGCCCUGUAACGAGCACUGCCACUGCGACUACGUCACCUACAAUCCAGUCUGCUCGGAAACUGGACGCACCUUCAUAUCGGCUUGCCAUGCCGGCUGUAAAACCGUCAAGGUGGAUGAUAGCGGAAAGAAAAUCUAUACCGACUGUAGUUGCGUGAAAUCGAAUCCAUCGGAAGUUUUUGCUCAGUACUCGAUGAACGAAAGCGUGCAGAGCGCCUUCACGACACCGCCGAUUGAUUUCAACGUUGGUGCACAAGUUCCUUACAAUCUGGGUUCCGCCGUUCCCGGGGCCUGUUCUAUAGACUGCUUGGAUAAGUUCUAUAUCUUCCUCACGGUUGUCUGUUUACUGAAGUUCAGCGGUGCAACUGGAAGAGCUUCGAAUUUCCUCGUAUCCGUCAGAUGUGUCGACGAGAAGGACAAAACGGUAGCCAUGGGCUUUGGUUUAACGAUCAUGAGUCUUUUCGCAUUCAUACCAUCGCCCAUUCUUUUUGGAUUCAUACUUGAUAAGACUUGCCUUGUAUGGGGAAAGACAUGUUCCGGAACAGGCAAUUGUUGGCUAUACAAUGGCGAGACCUUAAGAUAUCUCAUGAACUUCACAGCAGCUAGCUUUGUUACUGUGGGUACGUUAUUUGAUGUUGGUGUAUGGUAUUACGUAAAAGAUGUAAAGAUCUUUGAUGAAGAAGUUGAAUUGGAAGAUAUUGCGGAAGAGCCCGGUGAUAUAUGAAGAUACAACGAUCAAGAACAUUGAUAAUCAAUCUUGAACGUUUAAGAAAGUCUAGAAACUUUUGCUUUCACGUACCUUAAGGAGAAUGUUCGUAGCUCCACAGAUGAAAAGAUUUGUUAUUCUAUUUUUUUACUGAAAUGUAUGAUAUUGGAGUUAAAUACCGUUAUAUCUAUUUUUAUAAAAUAUCGCGAUUGACAAAUUAUUGAAAGAACUGAAACUUGUAUAAUAAUUUUAAAAAUCUCAAAUUUCAUUCAAAGUUCUAUAUAAAAUUCGCAAAUUAAUUUAGGGGAUAAGUAAUGUUGAGACUUGUCUGGACAAAAUUCAUUCGAUUACAAAUCUGAAUACAUAUUGAAUUAUAACAUUAUAACAAUUACAAGAUGAA